This is a messenger RNA of Trifolium pratense (red clover), 3816 nucleotides long. Its product is annotated as filament-like plant protein 7. Lineage: Eukaryota; Viridiplantae; Streptophyta; Magnoliopsida; Fabales; Fabaceae. The record is from RefSeq and is a predicted model, not a curated record. The transcript has 5 exons. Bases 576 to 3548 code for a protein of 990 amino acids.
UUUGCAGCUGUCGGUAGAGAGAUAAAGCAUCCUAUGACAAAUAUCCGUUUGGAGUAGCACUAACUUAUCAGCCAUUCCCAUUUUCUCUUUUCUUUCACUUUCACCACCCAACUCCAUUUUGACACCACAAGAAGAAGCCUUACAAAACUUGUUCAACUCUUCUUCAUGCUACAUUUUGCAAGGUACAAGUUAUAGCACUAAGCUCUUGUUAGUGCACUUUUUCUCUUCCAUAUAUAUUGUAAUUUACUGUUCUUAGGCUGAUAGAGAUUUUCAGUGCAGAUCAUUUUGACCUGUUUACAAUAGUUUUAAUUUGAAGAAACAUAUAUAUGGAAGCAUGUACUAGUAUAUGUUAAGAGUCCCACUAAAUUUUAAAGGAUGAAUAUUAAUUAAUCUUGUCAAAAUAUGCAUGGAAACAUGUGAAUAUACAGUUAGUGCCAGCUGUAGUUAUAUACAAUUAUGCAACAGGAGUGAACAUGACACCACAAAUUUAACCAAAAUCUUAAGCCUUCAGUUGCACAUGUCACUUCUUUGAUACCAUCUUUAUCUAAUCCAUUUCUAACAAAUCAUCUGAAAUCAUGAACCAUAAGCCAUGGCAUUGGAGGAAAAAAUCUAUGGAGAAAACAUCCUUUUCAGCAGACAAAAUUGCCAGUCCUUCUCAAAUCAUUGACAAAGAGGCACACAAUCUUUCAACAGAUAAGGAAAGUGGAUCGAGAAUAUCAUCAUCACGAUGUUUAAACGAAAAUUUGGCAAAAGUCCUCCUUGAUUCUCCUGUUGGAGUAGACAAAGAAGUGUCUACUGAAACUGUUACUCCUACAGAUGAAACAUUGCAGGAACCUUUGCAGACACUAAGCUGUGUUCGGGGAGAACAAGAGCAAACGGCGUGUGUUGUCAUUCCGAAUAUAUCAAAAGAGCAUGAAAUGGUUCAAAAAGAAUUGGAAGAGAAGCUGAAAGAAGCAAAUAAAAGAAUAGAUGACUUAACUUCUGAGAAUACUUGUUUAACUAAUGCUUUAUUCUCGAAAGAGGAAUCUAUCGGGGAGCUUCUUAGAUGUAAACAAGAAGCAGAUGAAGAGUUAAAGACUCUGAUGACAAGGUUAGAUUCAACAGAAAAGGAAAAUGCAUUCCUAAGAUAUGAGUUUCAAAUGUUGGAGAAGGAACUUGAGAUACGGAAGGAGGAGAUAGACUAUAGCCGUCAGUAUGCAGAUGAAUCGCACAAACAAUAUCUUGAGAGUUCUCAGAAAGUCUCAAAGUUAGAAGGCGAGUGUCAGAGACUCCGUCUUCAGCUUCAGAAAAGAUCUCCCGGUGUUGCUGGCUCGAUGAAUACGAAGAAUGAAAUUGGAAUGAUGAGAAGAAAGAAGUCAAAUCCUACCAGGGAUGUGGUUUGCAAAAAUAAUGAUAUUAGAAACUCUACACGAGUAUCGGAGAAGAGUAUCGGUUUGAUGAUCAAAAGUUUACAAGAUUUGGAUGAGGAAAACAAGGCUCUCAAAAGAAUUUUAACCAAGAAAAACACUGAACUAGAUUCUUCAAGAUUUAUGUAUACUGAAACAGUUUCCAGGUUAUCACAGGCUGAAAUUCUGCUUAGAAAGUUUUCUGAAAAUCACAAGUCCAUGGAGCUAGCAAGGUGUUAUCCGAAAUCAAAUGAACUUCCUUUAAUGUCAAAUUUUGACAUUUCUAGUGAUGAUGAAGCUAAAUCUUCUGGAUCAUGGGCAAAUGCUCUUAUUUCGGAACUCGAACAUUUACGAGUUUCAGAGGCUAAAACUCAUGAUAACAAUAAAGCUAUAGAAGUUCAUGACAUGUAUUCCAUGGAUGAUUUUGUUGAGAUGGAGAAAAGGGCUAUAGUUUCUGUCAAUACACCAAAAGAAGGAUACUUAUCUGAUGUAAGUGGGAGGGAGCUAGUGCCAGUUGAACAAGAUUUUGGCCUUAGUGAGAGGAAUCAAAAACCAUUUGAUUGGCUUCAGAAUGUUUUGCAAGCAAUGUUGAAGGAAAAACGCCUAUCGAAACGAAGUCUUGAUGAAUUAUUUGAUGACAUAAAAAUUGCGUUCGGAUGUAUAAACCACUCAACUGGUCGCAAAUCUGAUAUAACUCAAAAGUCAAUACAUCAUGGAGAAUCUGAUCCUUUUCAUGUAAACAGUUUUGGUGAUUUUACAGAAGCAGUCAAUAAAAUUAUCAAGCUCGUUGAAGGAAUUGCUCCGAAGUCAUUCUUCUGCAACAAUGGUCCAGAUUGUUUGGAAGAGAACCAGCAUUCAGACAUAUCUCAAUCACCUAAAUCCAAAGAUUACUUUGUUCAUGUUUUCCAAUGGAAGGUUUCAGACUUGAAUCCACUUUUGCAUCAACUUGUUCACACCUGCAAAAAUUUGCUAACAGGAAAAGCUGAUUUUGAAAAUUUUGUUGAGGAAGUGGCAUUUGCUUUGGAAUGGAGCAUUAAUAACUGUGCUAACUCUAAUAAUGCUUCAAUUGCAAGGGAUAAGAUCAAGAAGCAUUUUAAUUCUUUUCUGUCAGCAAAUGAAAAUGAAAAUCAAAUAGAUGUUGAUGAUAAACAAUCUCUCGGCACAAAUUCAGUUGCAUAUCCGAAUGAUCAGUCUGAUUCAGAGAGUAAUCGGUAUGAUUUCCUUGUAGAAAUUAGAAAAUUAAAAGAGGAUCUGACGAAAACAAAAUCUGCUAAGGAAGACUUGGAAGUAAAGCUUUUGUCGGUAACUGAUGAGAGUCAGAACUUGACAAAACAGUGUCAUGAAGCACAAAAUAGUAUCAAAGGUUUAGAAUCAGAAAUAGAGACAUUGAAAGAAUCCAAAGCCAUGGUUGAAGAGCAGGUUGAAAAACAAAUGAUGAUAAAUGAAGAUCUUGACACACAACUUACAAUAGCGCAGGCAAAGUUAAAUAGCAUCUUUCAAAAGUUUUCGUCGUUAGAAUUUGAACUAGAGGAUAAAAAGAACUCGUGCGAGGAAUUAGAAGCAACAUGUCUUGAGCUUCAACUCCAGCUCGAAAGCAUUGCAAAGAAGGAAUCUCCAACAAAUGACAGAUGUGAAGCGGAAAAAAUAUAUCGAACUGGCUGGGAGAUCACAACAGCUUCAUCAAAGUUAGCAGAAUGCCAAGAAAGUAUUAUCAACAUUGGUAAACAACUCAAGGCACUAGCUUCAUCUAAUGAAACAGCACUUUUAGACAAGGUUGUCUCCACAACUAGUUCAAUGGCCAUUCCAUCUCAGAAGAAGAACUUGAUCAAACGAACUUCACUGCGCAACCAAAUGCUAGCUGAGGAUGAUGGUAAAGAAGGGACGCAUGAGUCUAUCGAAACCAAAGAAAGCAAAAAUAUCGAAGUUGAACAGAGGCCAGCCCUUCUUCUAUCUGAAAAAGAAAGUGCUUUGGAAACUUCGCAAGUACAGGUUAAUGGCCCAGAAACAAGUAUGACUUCAGAGAAAAAUAAUAGAAGCAAUGCCAUAGGGUACCUGACAAUUGUACCGCAUAAAAAACAAGGAGGAUUUGAUUUUCUGAGGAAGCUGUUUUCAAGAAGAAAGAAAGGGAGGAGUAGAGGAACCAGGUUAUUAGCCAAAGCAUGAUUGAGAAUGGAAAUAAAGCUUUGCACCAUAACCACAAGAGUGAUAUAUCAAAGAAAGUUAAGCUCAGAAGCUAUUAUUCUUUCUGUCAUGUUUGAGUUUGGUGUUUGACAGAUUUUGGUGUUUUUAGGAGACAGUGGCUUGUUUCAUUAUUGAGGUUUGGAGAUGAAGCCAUCCUGUGAGAGGUUUUCUGUUGACUGUUGUAGAUAUUGCUUAGUGUAUUUCAGAUUAAACGAGCUGAUAAUAUAUAUAAGGACGAGUUUGGUUUGCA